Rattus rattus (black rat) is the source of this 276-nucleotide messenger RNA. RefSeq names its product beta-defensin 15. The transcript has 2 exons. Gene Ontology annotation, biological process: innate immune response. Lineage: Eukaryota; Metazoa; Chordata; Mammalia; Rodentia; Muridae. Bases 1 to 276 code for a protein of 91 amino acids. The record is from RefSeq and is a predicted model, not a curated record. Gene Ontology annotation, cellular component: extracellular region.
AUGGACACCGUGCUGACCCUCACAGCCCUUCAGGUCAUGAAGACAUUCUUAUUUCUCUUUGCUGUUUUCUUCUUUCUUGACCCAGCCAAGAAUGCAUUUUUCGAUGAGAAGUGCAGCAGGAUUAAUGGGAGAUGCGCAGAAUCUUGUCUGAAGAACGAAGAACUCAUUGCUCUCUGCCAGAAGAAUCUGAAGUGUUGUGUGACAGUCCAGCCAUGUGGGCGGGACAAGAGCGACAACUUGGGUGAAGACUCGGGCUACAACAGGACUCGGGGAUGA